GCUUUGUCUUGACUUCACCACCAACACCCCGGAAGGGCUAAAGCUCCUCCGUUCAUGUCCACACUGCGAUCAGUAUUCUUCUGACUAUUCUAUCCUCGAUUCCAUCCGUCUCCUGCUAGACUGCAAUCACCAACCCGUCGGCUCCGAUUCAACUGCCUUCGACGAUUGCCGCCCCCCCCCCUCUCAUCACCCUGACACACUGCGCAAUCAAUCACCGGUAUCCCAGCAUGGCUCAAUGAGCCAUGAUGAGUACUCUUGGUGAUUUUUUAGAAAGAUCUACUCGGGCACUACGAUAAUAUUCCAAUUUUCUUGCUGUGACGAUAUCACCAUCUCCCAACGUCCAAUCCCCCGACGAGCCAACGACCGUCCCCUUAUUCCCGUCACGGCCCAAUUUAGGAGCCUAACUGGUCGACAAUGUCUGGCAACUUUGAGAAGUCUGUGAAAGGGGCCACCAAGGUCAAACUUGCGGCCCCUAAAUCCAAAUAUAUCGAACACAUCCUGGUAGCGACCCAUACGGGUGAGGCGGGCGUUGCAGAGAUUUUCCGGACAUUACACCUUCGACUUCGUGAUUCAACAUGGACGAUAGCGUUCAAGGCGCUUAUCGUGGUCCACCUCAUGGUGCGGGAGGGGCAAUUGGAUGCUACAUUACAGCACAUGGCUCAAAACCCAAAACAACUCGUAAUCAGCGGUUUCUCAGAGGUGCAGUCGCAGGGACAUAAUAUCCGGAGGUAUUCCGACUACCUUAUUGCGCGCGCUAGAGCAUUCGAGGAUACAAAAACCGAUUACGUACGAAGCGGGCAAGGACGCAUGCGAAGAUUGACGGUGGAAAAGGGUCUACUAAGAGAGACCGAAAUUGUUCAGAAGCAAAUACGGGCAUUGCUUCGUUGUGAUCUGUUGGAUGAUGUUGAAAAUGAAAUCACCCUAACAGCUUUCCGCCUGCUCACCCUGGAUCUCAUGACUCUUUACUCGGUCAUGAAUGAGGGCACGAUCAACGUCUUGGAGCAUUAUUUUGAAAUGUCACGGACCGAUAGCGAACGCGCCUUGGAGAUCUACAAGAGAUUUGCAGCACAAACAGAGGAAGUGGUUAAAUUCCUUGGAGUCGCAAGGCACUACGAAUCAGCAACACGCCUAGAGAUACCAAAACUUAAACACGCUUCUACAGACCUAACGCGCCUUCUUGAGGAUGACCUGAACGAUCCGGAUUUCGAUCUGCGCCGAAGGGAAUAUCUGUACCGAAAGCACGGAAAGAGAGCCCCCUCGUCUUCAACAAGUGCCGCGGCAAAUGGGUCGACUGUUGAUUCGAAUUCCACACCCCGACCUCAAACAGCGCCCAAACCCCUCCCAAAGGCCAAUCCAGACUUGAUUGACUUCUUUGACACAAUUGAACCAAGUCAACAACAGGUAUCGCAACAUUUACAGCAGCAUCAGCAACAGCAGGCGAUGCAAUUCCAGCAAACUGGAUUCCAACCACAGCAAACUGGCUUUCAACCGCAGCAGACCGGCUUCCUUCCACAGCAGACUGGGUUCCAGCCACAGCAGACUAGCUUUCAACAGCAACAAGGCCUCUAUCCUCAACAGACAGGUUUCCAACAGCCUCAACCGACUGGAUUCGGAGGAUCGUAUGCGCCGCAGGGGAGCAAUCCGUUUGGACAACCACCGGUUCCACAACCGCUUCAACCAACACCGACUGGUGCAGGGUUUGGCGGGUACACGCCACAGCCACAGUCGUACGGAUUUCAAGCCAACCUUCCUUCUAUUCCUCAAAGCGAUCCCACUUCUUUCCAACAGCAGCAGCCAAUGCAGAGCGCACAGCAACCGCAGCAACUGCAGCCACAACCAACAAAUCCUUUUAGACAGUCAACGUUGUUGAGCACGCCAACUGGAGGAGCAACGCCAGCCAGGUCACUAAGCCGACAGAACACAAACCCCUUUGCGCGACGUCUCUCAACGGCCAACCCACAAUAUGCUGCAGAGGCGCCAUUCCCUCCACCUUCUCAGCCCCUACCCCAACCACCGGUACAAACUCUUCAGCCUCAGCGAACGGGUACUAACCCUUUUGCUCGGAGCUCUUCUGUCCCUCCUCAGCAAGGGUUGCAGCCACCGGCUGCAGCACCACUCCGGCCCAACCCCACAGGAAGCACAAAUCCGUUCCGGCAAAGUGCUUUUGUAAACCAGCAGACUGGCCAGGGGUGGCAAGUAGGUGGCCAGCAGGGCACAAUGGGCGGCUUAGAACAGCUGGAUACCAUGCCAGUCUUCCCUCGACCGGGUAUGAUAUGAUUUUUCGGGCUUCCAUUAGUAGUCUUCUUGAUUGCGCAGAUGCUACCCCAGUGAGAGUAGCAGGCCUCAAGGGCCGAAGGAUGGUGUUUUGCAUUUUGAGCCUACCCUAUAUCUCUUUUAUUGUUUUGCUUGUUUAUUUUUAUUUUAUCCCUUCUAGUAUUCUUUUUAGUCUUCAUGCAUAACUCUUGGUAGUCUGGGCUCGCAGUGCGGGCACAUACUUGCUGUGUAGCAGGAUUGUACUGGUGCGUGUACCAAGACAUCAGCGAGCAUAGAUUUUAUUCAUAUACGGUUUUAAAGACUCCUGAUAAUUCACACCUAUGUAAUUGGUCGACUUAACAAUGAUGUUGUGCUUAUGGAACCUGAAGUCUAAGAUCAGCCCAUUGGAUAUAAAGACUGC
Molecule: messenger RNA, 2674 nt
Organism: Aspergillus wentii DTO 134E9
Lineage: Eukaryota; Fungi; Ascomycota; Eurotiomycetes; Eurotiales; Aspergillaceae
Product: ENTH domain protein
Exons: 5
Coding region: 415-2277 (620 amino acids)
Biological process (GO): clathrin-dependent endocytosis; clathrin coat assembly; vesicle budding from membrane
Cellular component (GO): clathrin-coated vesicle; clathrin-coated pit
Molecular function (GO): clathrin heavy chain binding; phosphatidylinositol-4,5-bisphosphate binding; 1-phosphatidylinositol binding
Source: RefSeq, a predicted model, not a curated record